CGCCCAGGGCAGCAGCUCAAAAAGUUUGGGAAAAACUCCGGACACCGUUACUUCGCUUUGAGUCUGCUGCUGCUGCUGCUGCUGCUGUUGCUCUACAUCUGUGGAUUAUCGAGGCUGUUUUAUAAGAAGAAGAAGAUAACAACUUAUUCGACAACAAAAGAACUGGUGUCUGCUCUUCCACUUCCAAAGUCAUUGCCGCUCUGCUGCUUGACAAGGACGCUUCACCCACUUCCUCCGAGUACCUUCUCGACCCCCAGGACACAGACUCGGCUUCCACCGAAACCUCAAACUUAAACCUAACAGACAUGGAGGGUCAUAUGCUGCUGUUUGUCCUGCUUCCGUGCAUCGCUGCUGCAGCCUCUGCCCCGAGUCAAACGUGUGAUCCCAGACAGCACAACGACAACCGUUGGUUUAGUGUGACCGAGAUGCUGCCCGGCUGCUGGACCAGCUUUGUCACGGGGGACAACGUGGAGAUCCAUAUCAUUCACAUUGAUAUCACAGAACAGGGGGUGUUCUCUCUGGAGAUGGCAAACGCCCGGCCCAUGAACCUCAUCCUCACGUCAUCAGAACCAAAGGUGAUUACUGGUCUGCAGAACUCCAGUGACGGAGUGAACAUUUACGUGAAAACUAACUCCACAGUGGUUAUACUUGGAAAUGGUCCCAACAACAAUGUUCACAAGCUGGAUUUUCCAACUCAAAUUGAGGAACUGGUGAAAUGGGCCACACAGAAGUUUGGUGGUGUGACUUCCCUCACUACAGUUAAUAAUCUGAUGAGGCUUUCUACAACAGGAACAGCAGGAACCAACUCUGGCUCUCGCUAUUGCACACUUAGAAAUGAAGACGCGUCGGAGAAGCACUUCAUAAAGGUUGAAAACCAGCCCCAACCCCUCAUGUCCUGCUCUCCACAGCCACAAACGCCUCUUGAAGGAGCUGAACUUCACAUCAUAAACAUUCCAGAAAAUGCCAACAUUUGUAAUGUCUCAAUUCGUGGACGCGAGGACGCGAGGAAGAUCAAGUUGUUCCUGAGGGGCCCUCAGGGGACGACCUGGACCAUACUUAAUGCACUAUACAUACAGAUUAAGUCCAACAAUGACAUUAUACUGCCUGGCUUGACAAAUAAAAUCACACCUCCAGAUCCGGUGAACAGUGACAGCGCAAUCGAUGUGCAAAGGACGGCUCUGGGCUUCUUUAAAGUCAGUACUUUCACCAGCUACACUGAACUCAGACCGACCUCCGCUGCAGUCUUACUGGUGAAAAGUGACACUGUUGAAGUUACAGAAAAACCACUGCCACCAGUUAUUCCCAUCACGACCAAUCCUCCGGCUCAGAUGCCUCUGCUCAUGCAGUUAUACAACUCCCCGGAUUACCGCUCUCCGCUUGACCCUAAGACCAAAGUGCAGAGCAACAAGAGAAUUUAUGCAGAGAUUUCAGGCAACAUCUUGGGGAAUCUCGUGUUGACCAUCAAAGUGGUCAGCUGUGUUGUUCGCUCCAACGGCACGUGUCCUGUAGCCAAAGAGCUGCCCUUCAGAACCGAGGCCUGCUCCUCCAGCUCCUGUCCUAACAGCGCCCGCCUCAGCUUCUCAUUAGAUCAGCUGCAGGAGCUGACGUCCACCACAUGGGGCCUGGAAUGCUCGGUGCAAGUAUGCUACAGUGAGAAAUGUGCAGAUGGAGGAAGAGUGAAGAGGAAUCUUGAGGUCACCCAGCCGUGUCUGCAGCAACCAGCCCCUCCAUGCUUUGAUUUCGGUCUACCGGGGGUUCUGGGAAUUGCGUUCGGAGGCUUCCUGAUUGGGGUAUUACUUAUCGGGGCACUGUGGUUUAUCAAAAUUAAAACAGGUUAUCCAACUGGCAUAGAUAUGAGCUCCACUGCAGCCGGUCUUCCUGGGUGCCCUUGCUCUGGAGCGAAGCGACAGCCAGUUUCCGACAACCUUUCCCCCUCUGAAAACAGCAGCGCAAAUGCUAGUAUUGGAAGCACCAAGAGCACGCCGACCAGCAGCAUGGCAUGAAAUCAUGCUAAUCUCUACCACCAGCAGGGCCACCAUCUCCCUUCAAAGUCACCUAUUCGGGUUUUUGUGCUUUUGUUUCCCCAUCGUAGUGCUUGAAAAGCAUCUCCACUCCAUGCCCUCUUUAAAUUCACAUAAAAAAAAAUUAAAAAAGCACAACCCACAGGGCCGGGCGACAAACAACAGAAGUCCAAUCUGUGGCUUCUGACGCUGUACCUCUGUUGCUUCACUGUCGAGACCAGACAGGAAGUUCAAGAGGGAAAAAAGGCUCCCAGCAACAGGAAAAACAAACCAUAUCCCCCCAAGAGCUUACAGGAAAUUCACCGCAUUCCUUUCAGAGAAUUGUGCUCGUGCGAUGGCAGCACAAUAAUAGUUAGACAGGAGACAAACCAGUCAAAAGAUUGACUUUGGAAAACAGAUGAAACGCUGUUUUGCAUCCACAUCUAAGCCACUGCAACAAAGGGUCUGUGACUCGGUCAGACCAGAAGUUAUCAACAACACCUCCAGGACUAAAACGCCAAAAAAAAACAAAAAAAAACAUACAUAUAUAUAUAUAUUUUCAAAGGUAUCUUUGUCCGAAUUGGAGUUUUGAGGUCAAUGUUUAACAGCUACCUCAGAUGAUAAAGAAGUCUUCACUUCAAGACUUUAAAACUUAAGCCUAGAUUUCUCUGGUGAAUCCAUCUUACUUCCUGCCUUCCUCACGUUUUCUUCCGUAUCAUGUAAAGGCUUUAACCCUGACCCACUCAGUUCUCUGAAGCCCCCGCAGCACCGCGAUGGUUACGGUGAUAAUGAUGAUGCCGUUCUCACGCGAUGCAGUCAGAGCCGACCACAUGUAAAGUCGAUUCGCCUCCCACUGGUUUUUUUUUUUUAUUGGACAUUUGAGAAACAAUAGAGAAAAUAUAUUCGUUGCCAAAAGGUAGCAAUAAAUCAUGAAGUAAAGGAGGAUCUCACGCCAAGGAAAUAAUCACUGCAGUAAUGUAUAGUACUACGCACAGAGCCAUAUAGCUGUAUGCAGAGCUGACUAAUGAGUCUACAAGGGGGAGAUAAAAAUCAUAAUUCUUCACAUCAUUUUGAGGCAUCGUUUUAUAAACAGGAGAUGGAGUGUGUGGUGUUUCACCCUCCAUCUCCAACUGCCAAUAAAUAUCAAAGAAUAUUUAAUAAUACAUUUUUUUUAAAAAUCAUCUGAUGAGAUGAUUCUGUUCUAUCUACACUUUCCCGAACACUUUUGCAUUUCUUCAAGAGGUUUUUUUUUUAUUUAGCUUGAACUGGUUCUGCCGUGGAGAUCGUUUUUAUUUUAAGACCUUAAACGUGAAAGUGAACCCACGGGCGACCGAGUCGAAAGGUUUUAGGGCAUAUCUGUGCCUCUUCAAACUGUAAUUUGUCUUUUAACUUUUUAUCUUACUCUCAUCUAUAUCUCCUCCAGACGCCACCAUUUUGAUUUGUCUGUUGAUCCCUUCUAUGACGCAGAUAUCUCUCCAAUGAGAGAUUAAAGAUGGCUGUGCGCGGUCGAGGAAUUUAAACAAACGAUUUGUUCGCAAAACACAAUGAUUCAUAAAAAAAAAAAAAAAUCCAACCUAUAAAUACUCUUGGGAACUGUAUUUUAAGCCACAGCUCAAGGAGUUGAUGGAAUACCACAGAGCACAUAAUUAUCGCUAAUGUUUCCUUUUGUGCUGUGGACAGGAAGUUUCAAUUCAGUCUAUAUUUGGUAUCAAAAUAGUAUUUCUUCAGUUAAGCUCAACCUUCGCUUCCAAGUGGAAUUGUGAAAUAAAGUCGAGUCAGCAGCUCUGCACACAGCUUUUUACCUUUACCGUAACACAGUUUUUUUUUAUGUCGUGUGUGUUUGCAGGUAAUAUUAUGUUUUAUCCGUAUCCAGCUCUCACAGAGCGUUUGUUCAGUGUAGAUACUUACUUCAUCUGAGAGUUUGAAAGUAAACAAACCGCAUUUGUCCAAAAAGAUGGUACACUUUCUGAAUACGCAGUACAAAGUCAAAUCUGUAGUUUGGGGAGACACCAAACACUGAAGAGUGAGUGUUUUGCUGCUUGGUGUUGUCAUCUACGUCCAAUCAGAGACAGAUCUGGACUGCAGGCAGGCCAGUAAGGCCCAUGCACUCAGUGUUCCAAGAGUCUGUGCUUUUGUCAUUGGUGCAAAAAACGAGACCAGGAACUAAGUCUCUUCCUGUGUUAGCCUACAUUCCACUGGAAACGUCAACAUUGCGUUACAGCCGCGACGCAGAUACAGGAGCGUUUAGCAUUUAUAAUCAAAGAGAGAUAUUCCAACGGGAGCGUCUCUGGAGCGUUGCAAAAAAAACCAUUGAUUUUUGUUUUCUUUAUUCAGUUCUUUUAUCGCAGGAUCGUGGGGUCUCCCAUGUUUUUGGAAUUAUUGCUGGAUCUCGUGAUAUCAUGCUAAGUCAACUGGCUGGCAAGACGGUGCGUAAUCGGGUUUUCAUUAUUGGAAGAAAAAACGAUAACGAAUUCUUACCAAUAUUACAUAAUAAAGCUAAUAUCAGCACAUCCCUUUACAAAAUACAACACUGUUAGAUUAGAUUUAUUAGUGAAAUCACUAAAAACGUCCUGUAGUCCUCACCGUCAAUAAUGAUCACCAAACUGAAGAUUUCAUCCUGAAUGACGUUUUGUUUUUCCGAAAGUGUACCCUCAUUUUUGAAAACGCGGUUUGUGAACGGUGUAUCCUGCGUUAGCAUUAAGCUACAGAGGUGAACGUAGGGCUAUGACGGUUGAGCCGUGAACCCACCUUUGGUUUCCUUUUUACUGGUUAAGUGUGAUUUUGAAUUCUGUUGCCUCUCAUUUACCUCCUCAAAUAUACUCUCGUAUACUGCACUCGUUAAACAGUCAAUGGAAUUGCACUGUUAGAACUAUUCUUCGCACACACAGACCGAUCUCUGAGCUCAGACCCGGCCCGACUGUUAUGUAUUUGUAUUCAGCGGCCGUGGAGUUGAAGAAUAAUUUAUUAACCUUUAUCCCUAAUCUCUCUCCAGACCAGUGACAUUUGUGAAAUGUCUCCUUAUACUGUGUACUUAAGCCGUGUGUCUUAUUUCCUCUCUUUCUGCCCGUUGCAUGCUCGCGCAUGUGUGUAUGUGUGUGUGUGCCUGGUCUGGUAUAGCUAUACUUAAGGGGACAGCCCUUGAAAUAAAUCCAUUGUUUUAAAGGACACUUUGUCCUUGUGGAGACAUUUUGGAGGUCCCCACUGAGAGAGAGUCUAUUUUGAGUUUUAAAAUUUAAAAUUUAUUUGGAUUUGGAUAUGGGUCAAAUUAGAGUUGAAGUAAGGGUUAAGGUCAGGUACAGACAUAAUGCAUUUUCUGGUCCACAUACGGCCCAAAUUAGAUAAAACAUAUAUAUAACAAUAAGUCCAUGUUUCCCUCCCUUGUUUUCCAUGCAAAUAAGUACAAAAACAUUAGAAAAUAUUCAUAUUUAAUGAAAUACAAUUUGACAAAACAUCACCACCAUGAAGUGUUUGUGCAUUUUUUUCACCCUCAAAAUUCAUCAAGCAGGCCCGGGUGAACCCCCCCAAGUGAGUAGGUUUUGGCCCACGGGCCGUAUGUUUGGCACCCUUGUUCUGGCCCCUUAACUAUGAAACAUUUUAUUAGUUAAGUGUAAAGAAAAUGCAUUCUGUCGAUGUAAAGUGACACAAAACUCACACAAAAAAUACCUGUGUGUGUGUGUGUGUAUUUCAGGUUAAGCCAUACAAGUGGGGACGUAGUUGAGGAUAAUCACGUUGUUGAGCGGACACUUGGUUUCUGGGGACAUUGUUCAAGUCCUCCACUGAGUGAGAGUGUAGUUUGAUGUCAUAUCUUUAGUUUGGAGUUAGAAGUAAAUUUGAGUUCACAUUAGAGUUAGGGAUGAUGAUCAGGCAUACAUUUGAACAUGUUAAAGUUAAUGUCAGGGACUAGAGAAAUAUAUAUAUAUGUGAAGUGCUCACAAAAGACCAAAAUGUGUUUGUGUGUGUGUGCCUAUGUUUUUGUUUUGUUUUUAUUUUUCCCAAUAUUAAGCUUUUUCUUUGUGUAUUUGAGAAGAGGAAUCCUAGAGAGCCAGUACAAAGUACCACUUGAGUAUUUGUGCAAUAUGAAUAUAUCUUAAAUGACUGUAUGUAUUUUAUCAUUUUUUCUUCCUUAAUUUUUCUGUAUAAAUAACCGUACCUUGAACCAACAAUUAUUUUAUCAAAUUCACACUUAAUUGUAUUUGAGGAACUGGGACCAAUUCCGAACGAGGCACUUAUUUAGAUGUAUUUUAUAACAUUCUUUAUAGUAUAUUUUUAUAUGCCUACAGAUAUAUGUUUGUAAUUGCAGUGCAGUCACCGACAGCGUGUGUCACAUACGGAACAUCAGGUUUGUUGAUUUUACCACUGUUUGACUUUUGGCCUCACUGUAAAUUUUUUUUUUCCCCUGCAGCCUGAAAUCACAGCGUGUCUGCUGGCGCUGACAUCCUGACAGUUUGUUAUGUUCACUGUUCUAUCCUCCGUGUGUGUGUGUGUGUGUGUGUGUGUGUGUGUGUGUGUGUGUGUGUGCGCCAUGAAGGGGAUUCUGAGCUGAGUUUCUCACCACAAAGUAGCGUCGCAGUCAAACACGCUGCACUUUGCCAGUUUUCAGCAAGCAAGCAGGAAGCAGUGAGAUAUAUAUUUUUUUUGUAUUACAUUUAUUAUUUUCCUGUCAGCUUUUUUUUCCCUUUUUUUCUCCGUGUACAUACCCCAGAAAAAUCAACCGACUGUCAUUUAAAUUGACCUGUUAACCGUACAAAUCUAGUCAUUAUUUCUGACCACAGAAUUUCCCUCCACCGACACUUGACAGUUAAUGGAAUGUGUGUCUCUUUUGUGUAUGAAUACGUUCUUUAAAAGUGCCACAGUGUCUGCGUAGGUGUCCAAUACUUUGCCGUCUCUAUUUUACAUUCAUAUUAUGCAAAUCCUUCUUUCAUUCUCCAAACGGUGUCCAAAAUUUUCACCACAAAAUGUUUGAUUUUGUGUCGUAUGAGACGCAUUGCAUCGUUAGCUUUAAGUAUUUUGUUUUUUUUUUCUUAUUAUUGUCACAUAGGAAAUGCAGCUUCCGUCCUACCUGGAUUUAUCUUAAUAAAAACAAAUAUGACAAACA
Messenger RNA from Cynoglossus semilaevis (tongue sole), 7095 nucleotides. It is a transcript of the gene eng, whose product is annotated as endoglin. The transcript is spliced from 14 exons. The coding region runs from base 306 to 2003 and encodes 565 amino acids. NCBI's taxonomy places the organism in Eukaryota, Metazoa, Chordata, Actinopteri, Pleuronectiformes, Cynoglossidae. Gene Ontology annotation, molecular function: transforming growth factor beta receptor activity; transforming growth factor beta binding; type II transforming growth factor beta receptor binding. Gene Ontology annotation, biological process: regulation of transforming growth factor beta receptor signaling pathway; transforming growth factor beta receptor signaling pathway; epithelial to mesenchymal transition. The record is from RefSeq and is a predicted model, not a curated record.